This is a messenger RNA of Rangifer tarandus platyrhynchus (Svalbard reindeer), 3870 nucleotides long. The record is from the annotation of a GenBank genome assembly. Lineage: Eukaryota; Metazoa; Chordata; Mammalia; Artiodactyla; Cervidae.
AUGGCUGCAGAGGUGCUUUUGGAACCUGAUCGGGGCAGCGUGACCUUUGAGGAUGUGGCUGUGUACUUCUCCUGGGAGGAAUGGGCUCUCCUUGAUGAGGCUCAGAGAUGCCUGUACCACGAUGUGAUGCUGGAGAACUUUGCACUUACAUCCUCACUGGGCUGUUGGCAUGGAGUAGAAGAUAAGGGAGCACCUUCUGAAAAAAGCAUUUCUGUAGAAGGAGUGUCACAGAUCAAGACUCUCAAGGCAGAUUCAUCUCCCCAGAAGGACCAGCCCUUUGAGACGUCUGGCCCGGUCUUGAGAGAUAAUUUUCACUUGCCUGAGCAUCAGGAAGCACAUCUUGGGCAGAAACCAUACACGCGUGGGAAUCGAUUCUAUAUCUCUGCCAACCUUCAGCAAUACCAGGGACAACACAUUAGAGAGAUACCCAUCAGAACUUCUGUGGACACAGCCUUGAUUAUAAAGAGCUGUGAAACCCAUGUGUCAGGGGAAUCCUUUUUGUCUGAGGGAAUAAGGAAAGACGACUUACACAGCAUGGGAUUUUCCCAUCAACUGGUCACUCACACUAAUGAGAACCUAAACAACAAUAAUGAGUGUGAGGCUGUCUUUCAUGGUAGGGAAAGGCAUCGGAACUGGGGAGAAGGCAACAAAGCCCUCAACUGCACAGACACACUUGUUGAGGACCAACGAGUCCUCACUAGAGAAGGGCUUUAUGAGUGCAGCAAAUGUGGAAAAACCUCUACCCGAAGGUGGAAUCUGAUUCAGCACCAGAAAGUCCACACUGGAGAAAGGCCUUAUGAAUGCCAUGAAUGUGGAAAAUCCUUUACCCGAAGCAACAGCCUGAAGACCCACAGGAAAAUUCACACUGGAGAAAAACCUUAUGUCCGAAGCUCCACCCUCAUUCAUCACAGGAGACUUCAUACUGGAGAAAGACCUUAUGAGUGCAGUAAAUGUGGGAAAUCCUUUAAACAAAGCUCUAGCCUCAGUUCACAUCAGAAAAUCCACACAGGAGAAAGGCCUUAUGAGUGUAGGGAAUGUGGAAAAUCCUUUAGCUGCAAAUCUAACCUCAUUAUCCACCUGAGAAGAAUACAUACUGGAGAGAGGCCUUAUGAAUGUCAUGAAUGUGGGAAAUCUUUUAGCCGAAAAUUUAGCCUCAUUUACCACCGGAAAGGUCACACUGGAGAACGGCCUCAUCAGAGAAAAGAAAAAGUAUACAGAUGUGAGAGAUGUCCCAAGACCUUCAGGCAUUCCUCUCGGUUCAGAGUUCACCAGAAAAGACACAAUAAUGAGAGGACAUGUAUUUGUGCCGAGUGUGGCAAAGGCUUCUUCCAGGCAUCAGACCUCCACGUGCAUCAGAGGAUUCAUACAGGAGAGAAGCCCUUCGCGUGCAGCACAUGUGAAAUGGCCUUCACCCACAAAACCAACCUUCGGGCUCAUGAGAGAACCCACACGGGAGAGAAGCCCUAUGAGUGUUCCCUCUGCCAGAGAUGCUUCCGCCAGUCCUCCACCUACCACCGCCAUCUUAGGUUUCACCAGAAAACUACCCUCAAAAGUUUCUCUAACUCUAGCUUGCACAGCUGCGGGAACUACAGUAACCAGAGGGCAAUGCGCCGAAAGGUGGCGGAGUUGAGCCAAUUAAAGCCCAUGACUGAAGUAUUUCCCUGCGUUGGCUUGGCGUGGGGGCGGGACAUCCGGCGUCUUCCUUGUGGCGGUCGGUUUGCCUUGUUUCAGGUCAGCUUUGGAGAAGGAAAUGACAACCCACUCCAGUAUUCUUGCCUGGAGAAUCCCAUGGGCAGAGGAGCCUGGCAGGCCAUGGUCGACAGAGUCGCAGAAAGUCGGACACGACUGAAGCGACUAAGCUCGCACUCACGCAGGUCAGAUUGCCAGCUUAGAGUUUCAGAGCCAGGGAUCCUAAAAAAGAAGGAGCCGGAGGCUUCCACAGAGGCCGGUCCAAGAUUUGGAGGCGGCACACCUCGUGAAAGUGAAAGUCGUUCAGUCGUGUCUGACUCUUUGCGACCCCAUGGACUAGAGUCCAUGGAAUUCUCCAGGCCAGAAUACUGGAGGUGUGAAUUUAAGGAUGUGGCCGUUGACUUCUCCCGGGAGGAGUGGGCGCUCCUGGAUGAGGCACAGAGACUCCUGUACUGCAGUGUGAUGCUGGAAACCUUUGCACUUGUAGCAUCCCUGGGUUGUUGGCAUGGAACAGAAGAUGAGGAGGCCCCUUCUGAGCAGAGUUUAUCUGUAGAAGCAGAGUCACAGGUCAGGGUUUCUAAGGCAGGUCUAUCCACCUGGAAGAUCCACCCCUGUGAGAUGUGUGUCCCCAUUUUAAAAGAUACUUUGCACCAAGCUGAGCACCGAACAAUAUACUCUUUUAGGAAACCAGACUGGGGUGGUACAUGUUUGAGACACUUCUGUUCCAGUGCAGACUUUCACUGGCAGCAAAAGGAUGACAGUGGAGAGAAGCCCUGGGAAAGAGAUGUGGAGAGGGUCUCAUUUGUGAGGAGCUGCAACCUCUUUGUGUCAGGGAAGCCUUUCACCAGUAGGGAAGUUGGGGAGGACUGCCCAGCCACCUUGGGCCUUCUCCAGCACGAGGCCACAAGCAACAAUGAGGAAUCACAGACUGGCAGAAAGGGUGAGCAGGCCUUUCAUAGUGAAAAAAGUCAUUACAAGAAAUUCUUUAGCUACAAAUCCAAGCUCAUUGAACACCAGAGAGUUCACACUAAAGAAAGACAUCAUGAAUGCACCAAAUGUGGGAAGACUUUUAGACACAGCUCUAGCCUUUUCCGGCACCAAAGAGUUCACACUGGAGAAAGGCCUUAUGAAUGCAGUGAAUGUGCGAAAUCUUUUUUCUACAAAAAUGACCUCAUUCAACACCAGAGAAUUCACAGUGGAGAAAGGCCUUAUAGAGUUCACACUGGAGAAAGACCUUUUGAGUGCACUGAAUGUGGAAAAUCCUUUACCCGAAAAUCUGAGCUCAUUCAACAUCAGAGAAGAGUCCAUACUGGAGAAAAGCCAUAUGAGUGUAAUGAAUGUGGAAAAUCCUUUAGCCGAAGUGAUAUUCUCAUUCAACACCAGAGAGGUCACACUGGUGAGAGGCCUUAUGAGUGCAGUGAAUGUGAAAAAUCCUUUAGCUGGAAAUCUAGCCUCCUUAGACACCAGAGAGUUCACACUGGAGAAAGACCUUAUGAAGAAAAAUGCUACACGUGUAGUGAAUGUGGGAAAUCUUUUAGCAAAAGCUACAGCCUCAAUGACCAUUGGAGAGUUCAUACAGGAGAAAAGCCUUAUGAAUGUGGGGAAUGUGGGAAAUCCUUUAGACAGAGCUCUAGCCUCAUUCAGCAUCGGAGAGUUCACACUGGAGCAAGACCUCACGAGUGUGGUGAAUGUGGAAAAUUAUUUAGCAACAAAUCCAACCUCAUUAAACAUCGGAGAAUUCAUACUGGAGAAAGGCCUUAUGAGCCCUAUGAGUGCAAUGAAUGUGGAAAAUCCUUUACCCAAAACUCUAGCCUCAUUGAACACCGUAGAGUUCAUAGUGGAGAAAGGCCUUACAAGUGCAGCGAAUGUGGGAAAUCUUUUAGCCAAAGCUCUGCACUUCUGCAGCAUCGGAGAGUUCACACUGGAGAAAGGCCUUAUGAGUGCAGUGAAUGUGGGAAAUUCUUUACUUACAGCUCCAGUCUCUUAAAACACCAGAGAGUUCACACGGGAUCAAGGCCUUAUGAGUGUAGCGAAUGUGGGAAAUCUUUUACUCAAAACUCCAGUCUCAUUAAACACAGGAGAAUUCAUACUGGAGAAAGGCCUUAUGAGUGUAGUGAAUGUGGGAAAUCUUUUAGCCAUAGCUCUAGCCUUAUUAAACACCGAAGAGUUCACACUUGUUAA